AUGACUGGCCAGAGCCUCGAAGACCUGAGUGGUACACAUAUAGAGGAAAAUAUCAUACGUAUUAAUGUUGGGGGGUUCAAAAAACGUCUCCUUUCAAAUAUACUCUCUCGUUUCCCUGAGACGCGACUGGCGCGUUUGCUUCAGUGCCAGUCUAAAGAUGCCAUUCUGGAAUUGUGUGAUGACUAUGAUGACGCCGAGAAAGAGUUUUACUUCGACCGAAACCCUGCGCUUUUCCCAUAUGUCUUGAAUUUCUACAACACUGGACGGUUGCAUGUCAUGGCAGAGCUGUGUAUAUUUUCAUUCAGUCAAGAAAUUGAAUACUGGGGUAUUAAUGAGUUCUUCAUAGACUCCUGUUGCAGUAACGCAUAUCACUGCCGUAUAAUGGAACCAAAUCGAGAUGAAUGGGAGGACAAAAGCGAGGAGGGGAGCACAACAUCGUCCUUUGACGAGAUUUUAGAAUUCUACAAUGAUGCCACUAAGUUUGACAAACAGCCGCUGGGAAGCGCUCGGCGGAGGAUUUGGCUGAUGCUCGACAACCCUGGAUACUCAAUUCCAAGUCGAAUUAUCAGCGUGUUCUCCAUACUCGUUGUGUUGGGAUCCAUUGCAACCAUGUGUAUGAACAGUAUGUCAGAAUUUGUUUUGCUGGACAGUGACGGGCAGCCGCUGGAGGAUCCUCGAUUCGAGAUUGUGGAGCACUUUGGGAUUGGGUGGUUCACCUUCGAGCUUCUCGCCAGAUUUGCCGUGGCUCCGGAUCUUCUACACUUUUUCAGACACCCGUUGAAUGUGAUUGACCUUGUGUCCAUCUUACCCUUUUACCUCACACUUGUCAUUAACCUGGUGGCGGAGAGCAGCCCGGCUCUGGCCAACCUGGGGCGCGUGGCGCAGGUGCUGAGGCUAAUGAGAAUUUUCCGCAUUCUGAAGCUCGCGCGCCAUUCCACCGGGCUGCGCUCCCUCGGCGCCACCCUCAAGAACAGUUACAAAGAGGUGGGUCUCCUGCUGCUCUACCUCGCAGUAGGGGUAUCCUUUUUCUCCGUCAUGGCUUACACUGUUGAGAAAGAGGACCACGAUGACCUCACCACCAUCCCCAAGUGCUGGUGGUGGGCGACAGUGAGCAUGACGACUGUAGGAUACGGUGAUGUCGUGCCCCUCACCAUCGCCGGAAAGCUCACCGCCUCGGCUUGCAUCCUCGCGGGAAUCCUGGUCGUUGUGCUUCCCAUCACGCUUAUAUUCAACAAGUUUUCUCUGUUCUACAAGAGACAAAAGCAGCUGGAGGUUGCGAUGAGGAGCUGCGACUUUGACGAGGGGAUCAAGGAGGUGCCCUCCGUCAAUCUAAGGAACUACUACGCACACAAGGUGAAAUCCCUCAUGGCCAGCCUGUCAAACAUGAGCCGUAGCUCACCGAGUGAGCACAGCCUUACAGAGUCUUUGCACUGAC
Molecule: messenger RNA, 1435 nt
Organism: Engraulis encrasicolus (European anchovy)
Lineage: Eukaryota; Metazoa; Chordata; Actinopteri; Clupeiformes; Engraulidae
Product: potassium voltage-gated channel subfamily S member 2-like
Exons: 1
Coding region: 1-1434 (477 amino acids)
Biological process (GO): regulation of delayed rectifier potassium channel activity; protein homooligomerization; potassium ion transmembrane transport
Cellular component (GO): membrane; voltage-gated potassium channel complex
Molecular function (GO): protein binding; voltage-gated potassium channel activity
Source: RefSeq, a predicted model, not a curated record